Podarcis lilfordi (Lilford's wall lizard) is the source of this 561-nucleotide messenger RNA. The record is from the annotation of a GenBank genome assembly. NCBI's taxonomy places the organism in Eukaryota, Metazoa, Chordata, Lepidosauria, Squamata, Lacertidae.
AUGGCAGUCUACUGCAAGAGGGUCCUAGUAAUACUGCUUGCUUUUCAAGGACUUCUAAUAGCAACUGCUUAUAAUGAGGAAGAAGACAUACCUGAAGAAUGGAUUCUCCUUCAUGUGGUUCAAGGUCAGAUUGGUGCUGGAAACUACAGCUACUUAAGGUUAAAUCAUGAAGGGAAGAUAGUGCUUCAGAUGCAGAGUUUAAAAGGGGAUGCAGACUUGUACGUAUCUGAUGUGACCCUUCACCCCAGUUUUGAUGAUUAUGAAUUGCAGUCAGUAACUUGUGGUCAAGAUGUCGUUUAUGUGCCAGCGCACUUCCGCCGUCCAGUGGGAAUAGGGAUUUAUGGCCAUCCCUCUCAUCUGGAAAGUGAAUUUGAAAUGAAAGUGUACUAUGAUCAAACAGUUGUGGAAUCUCCAUUUGGUGGUGGCUCCUACAAUCCAGAAGAUACAGAUUUGAACCAGAAGCAGUUUCAUGCAAGAGAAGAUGAGUCUCAGGAUGAAGAAUCAGUCUUCUGGACUAUACUAAUUGGAAUAUUAAAAUUAAUACUUGAAAUUCUGUUUUAG